Messenger RNA from Symbiodinium natans, 837 nucleotides. Lineage: Eukaryota; Dinophyceae; Suessiales; Symbiodiniaceae. The record is from the annotation of a GenBank genome assembly.
AUGGCAAAGUCAUGGCAAUGGGUGGCAGGGGCCUCUGCUGCGUUUGCUGCCUGUGUUCUGCUCCUUGGUUGUGACAUUCGAGAUGACGAGCCUGAGGAGCCUGAAACGCCAAAUUGUUUGCUGGAUCCGGGCUCCUUGAAUCGCGACAUCGAUGCGAGCGAAUUCGCGGAUGAAAUGGUCAAGUCUUUCCGCAUCAAGUGCCAAGUCAAGUUCUUCGACAUGUGCUCAAAGUAUCCGAAUCUCAUCACGGGUACGGCGCCCGCAGCCGACGACGCCUCUGCAAUUAGCAUAGCGUUCAUGUCCCAUGGUCUUGGACCGCCCUACGCAGCCGAACAGGGCAAAAUGACCUUUUACUGCCAGUCGGCAGCGGAAGUCGGCCCACGUGGGCGCGGCCUGUUCAGUCCUGAAGGCACGUUGAUUUCCGGCAAACGGCUUGAUGAUGGCGGCUGGCACGAGGUGGAGAUGGUCAAAAGCAAUACGAGUGCCUCUCUCAUCGUUGAUGGAGAGACGGUCACAGCUUCCAUAGUUCCGGAAAUUUCGGCUGCCGACUUCGUCUUAAGGCCCAUUGAGACCAUUCACAUUGGCGGCCAAGUGGAGGGGGCUCCAGGUACAGACUUCAACGGGGACAUCCGCCAUGUCAAGAUCUACGCUGGGGAUCCGGAAAGGCUUGUCUUCUCGAGCGCCUGCAACGGCACGGCGCUGCCAGAGAAUGUCACAUGUUCUGACCAGCCCCUGGAUGCUUGCGAGGGCAUGUACAGCAUCACUGGCGGGGCAGGAUCCCCAUGCACAGCAUCGGCGUCCUGCCGAGCCAUGGAGCACGCUUGCGACGUUGAGUAG